Messenger RNA from Tetrahymena thermophila SB210, 3783 nucleotides. Its product is annotated as ABC transporter family protein. The transcript has 11 exons. Gene Ontology annotation, biological process: transmembrane transport. Lineage: Eukaryota; Ciliophora; Oligohymenophorea; Hymenostomatida; Tetrahymenidae. Gene Ontology annotation, cellular component: membrane. The record is from RefSeq and is a predicted model, not a curated record. Gene Ontology annotation, molecular function: ATP hydrolysis activity; ATP binding; ABC-type transporter activity.
AUGGAUUAAAGUUCUAAAAAGAGUUUUUUAGGUAGCAUCCAUAGCUUGAAAAACAUAAUUAAGUAUAUUGAUGAGAUUUAAUCAAAUCCUUUAGCUCAAUAGAGCAGAAGAUUCUUACUUUUCAAAUUUAUUCCUUAGUUAGUGUUUUUAAUCAUAGUAGUUGUUUUAUAUUCGAUAUUAGAAUAUCUUGGUCCCAUCACUUUAGAUUUGCUAACAAAGUAGUAUUACAAAGCGCAGACAUAGGACUUUACUUAAAAUGAUAAACUAUUACAACUUAUUUAGUAUUUAUUAGUUUAGACUAUUGGACCAUAAGCGGGAAUCGUAAACCUAAUAAUUGUUUUAUCGAUUCUACUUGUAGGCGUCAAUGUAUGUAGAGAUUAUGUUUAUGUUUUCAAAGAAAGAAUGGGUAAAAAACUUAGAAUCGAAACAAAUGUCUUCCUGUAAAAUAUCAUUUACAAAAAAUCUAUGAAACUCUACACCAAUCUCUCAAGUAUUUAAAAUGUGCCUGAAUAAAAAGUGCUUACUUUUCAUAAUAUGCUCCAUGUACUCGAAAGAAUCGACUGUGCGAUAGAUGAAUUACUUUACAUUUUACAAGUCACUGUUGAACUUUUCAUCGGCUUUUACUACCUUUAUUAGAUGGUUUAAGAAGUUGCUAUCUACUCUCUAUUUUCUGCUGUCUUAGUUAGUCUAUUAGCUAUUCUAUCAGCUGGAGUCAUAUAAGUUUUUGUCUUCAAACUUAGGGUCUAUGAAGAUUAGAGACUCAAACUCAUCGAAGAUAUCAUUAAUGGGUUUAAGCAAAUCAAAUAUUUAGGUUGGGAAUCUUUUUUUGAAAAGAAAGUUUAAAACAUAAGGAAUCUUGAAUUCAAACAAGUUUAAGGUAUUGAGUAUGGAGACACAUUCAUUAAUUUCUUUAGGAGAAUAACCUAAUCUGUUUUACUCUUUGUUACUUUACAAAAUAUUAAAAAAUUAGGAUCAAUAAAUAUUUUCACUUCCCUUGUUUUGUUCGAUAAAUUUGUAAGUCCUCUUAAUGGACUUCCAUGGGCUAUUGGCACUUUGUUGGGAAGUAUAUUUUAAUUGAAAAGACUCAAAGACUACAUGGAUUAGAUAGAGAUAGAAGAAGAGAGUAAAGUUUAUUUAACAAUAAAGGAAAAUAACUCAUAAAAUGCUAUUGAGUGCAAGAUUAAUAAAGCAUUUUGGCCUUAUUAAAACUAUUACUUCUCAUACAAAGUAUUUAAGAAUUAUUUUAAAAUCUCUGAAGACAAACUACCUUUGGCAUUAAAAAAUGUCGAUGUGUCUUUUAAAAAAGGGAGCUUAGUUAUGAUAAUAGGAAAAGUAGGAGCAGGUAAAACUGCAUUUUUUGAUUUAAUCCUUAAUGAAUUAGCUAUUGAUAAGGAAGAAGUUUCAGCUAAACAGAAUGCAAUUAAAAUUAAUGGAUCUAUAGCUUAUGCAUGCUAGAAUACAUGGCUCCAAAAUGAAACCAUUAGAGAAAACAUCCUUUUUGGAAAAGAAUUUAACUAAGAAAAUUACGAAAAAUGCAUGCAAUUAUCUUAGCUAGAAAAAGACAUCAACUAAAUACCUGAAAAAGAUCUUUACAGAGUUGGAUUUAAUGGGGGCAAGUUGAGUGGAGGUUAGAAGCAAAGACUGGCUUUAUGCAGAGCGCUAUACAGCAACAGCGAUAUUUACUUGUUUGAUGAUAUUUUGUCAUCAGUAGAUGAAAACGUAGCUUAAAAUAUUUUUGAUAAGGCAAUUAGAGCUUACCUUAUUGAGGAAUAAAAGAAGACAGUGAUUAUUUCGCUAAAUUAAUACAGUUACCUACCCUUUGCUGACGAAAUUUAUGAAAUAAGAGACAAAAGUCUUUAUAAUGUUACUCACAAUUACUCAAAAAGUGAUGAAGUUAAGCAAAAACAAGACGACAACACAUCAAGUUAAGCUGAAGAGUAAAGUUUGCUAGAGUAAGAAGAAAAGGAGAAGGAAAAGAAAAAAAAAGAAAAGGAGCAAAUCCAAAUCAUGAACUCUAAAAAUUGGCUAUUUUACUUUAAGAAAAUGGGUUUCGAUGUUCUUUUAAUAUUUUUAAUUUCCACCAUAUUGCAUUAAGGCUGCCAAGGUCUUUUUGAGUACUGGUCCCAUACUUUCAUCUAAUCACUUGUUAAUGAAAUUUAGAAACCCCUAUUCAUCAUAGGCGAUUUUAAGCAGACUCUUGGAUUAAUUUUUAUUGUUUUAAGCGUUUUAAAUAUCAUCAGAAGCUUUAUGUAUAACUACGCAGAGCUUACAUCUUCAAAUGCAAUCUUUAAAGAUUUGCUCAAAAGCACCAUGUUUUCCAAAAUGAAGUUCUUAGACAGCAAGCAAGGCAUUGGGUUUAUAGUCGAUAGACUCUUUAGAGACGUAGAAUUCCUUGAUUGUCUACCCGUUAAUUAUUUCUUUAUUGUUUUCUUCAAUGCAGCUCAGAUCAUAUUCAUACUUCUCUCUGAAUUUAAGCUGAUGGCAUUCAUCGUUUUCAUAUCUGUAAUUUUGUUGAAGCAAAUAAUAGAUUUUGAAUAGAGAAGACAAAAAGAAUUCACCAAGAUUCUAAAAUAGAAUAUUGCAAAGCCUGUUAAUGACAGGACUACAUUUAUUAUAGAAACAUUCAAUGGAUUAAAGACAAUAAGAGCCUUUGCAAAGCAGGAUUUUAUAAAGAAAAACUUUUUAGCAAUUCAGAAAUACAAAUAUGCGAGAGACAGAACUCUGAAUUAAGCAAAUAUACUACCAUAUUAUCUUAGUAAGGCUGUAGAUUAUUUAGGGAUAUCUAUUGUUUGUAUUACUGCAAUUUACUAAAUUACUAAUGACAUCAAAUCAUUUGAACCUGCAAGCAUAUGUAUGGCUCUAGCCUACAGUUAUAGAAUGAUGGGAUCUAUACAAAGUAGUUUAAGAGCAACUCAAUAAAUAGAAAAAACUGAAAAAGUUAUUUAAAGAGUUAGAGAAUUUUGUGAAGAGAAAAACGAAUGUGACGAAAUUAAAGAAGUAAAAUAAGAAUAAUCCGUUUAAAAAGUUAAAGAUGAAGGAGAAAACAAUGUAAUCGAAUUUGAAAAUGUGUAUCUUUCAUAUCUGGAUAACACUCAAUAUGCACUCAAUAAUGUUUCAUUCAAGAUCAAAAAAGGAUAAAAAGUAGCCUUUUGUGGAAGAACUGGAUCAGGAAAGACUUCAAUAAUUAACUGCAUUGUGCGACUUUAUGAAAUCACAAAAGGAAAUAUUUUCCUUAAAAAUAAAAAUCUAACUGACUUGAUGAUAAAGGAUGCAAGAAAAUCAUUUAGUAUAAUACCAUAGAACGGAUUCUUAUUUGAGGGAAAGCUGAGAGAAAAUAUUGAUCCUCUCAGCAUCUUCAGUGAUGAACAAAUUAAAGAUUUUAUAAAUGAUCUAAAUUUGUCAAUAGACAGAAUUUAAUAAGCCUAAAAAGGAAGCAGCUAUCUAGAUUUCUAAAUAGAAAAGGCAGGAAAAAACCUUUCUAAUGGAGAAAAAUAAAUAGUAAAUUUCUUACAAUCAAUCAUUCAACAGAAAGAAAUUGUUAUUUUAGAUGAGGCUACCUCUAACAUGGAUCCGUAAACUGAUAAAAAAAUAAUUGAUCUUUUACUUAAUAAAAUUGUUAAAGACAAAACCUUAAUUCUAAUCUCUCAUCGUCUUGAAAACCUUAAAGACUUUGAUGUAAUUUAUGUAAUGAGCAACGGCUCAAUUGUUGAGUCUGGCACCUAUCAAGAAUUGAUCAAUAACCCCAACUCUCAUUUUUCAUCUGUUUUAAAGUCAAAUUAUUGA